This is a messenger RNA of Nicotiana tabacum (common tobacco), 1285 nucleotides long. The record is from RefSeq and is a predicted model, not a curated record. Lineage: Eukaryota; Viridiplantae; Streptophyta; Magnoliopsida; Solanales; Solanaceae.
ACCCGUCUGACACAGUUUGACACAGUACUCGCCUCUUAUCACAAAGGCGAAAAAACUAGUUGAUCUUCUUCCCCCCAUGUGACAUAGGAAUUAGUACUAAUUAGCUUCAAUCAUGCUCUCUCUGACGGAUUCAAUUCCAAUUUCUUCACAUUUGAACGAUACUCGUUUCAACUUUCUUUCUCAAAGCGGCAGCAGAAACCUUCGGCAAGUUACACUUGUUUGCAGCCGUCCUCGGGUUUCGUUCCCACAGAGGAACAUAUGUAGGUGCUCAACCACCGAGCAACCGCCACCACAACGGCGCAAACAACGCCCGGCAAAGCAGUCCGACGAGGAGAAAGGCAUCGAUCCUGUUGGGUUCCUCACCAAAUACGGCAUUACCCAUAAAGCUUUCGCUCAGUUUCUUCGUGAAAGAUAUAAAUCAUUGAAGGACUUGAAGGAUGAAAUAUUGACUCGUCACUUCAGUCUCAAGGAGAUGUCUACUGGAUAUGAAUUACUGGGUAUGCAUCGCAACGUGCAGCAUCGAGUGGAUUUCUUGGAGUGGGCUCCAGGUGCUCGCUACUGUGCUCUAGUUGGUGACUUUAAUGGGUGGUCAACAACUGAUAAUUGUGCCAGAGAGGGUCAUUUUGGUCAUGAUGAUUGUGGGUAUUGGUUUAUUAUUCUUGAAGAUAAAUUGCGUCAAGGAGAAGAACCUGAUAAAUUGUAUUUUCAACAGUACAAUUAUGUGGAUGACUAUGAUAAAGGUGACACUGGCAAUACCAUCGAAGAAAUCUUUAAAAAAGCAAAUGAUGAGUAUUGGGAACCCGGAGAAGAUCGCUUCAUUAAGUCACGUUAUGAGGUGGCGGCAAAGUUAUACGAGGAAAUGUUUGGCCCAAAUGGACCCCAAACGGAAGAGGAACUAGAAGAAAUGCCUGAUGCAGUGACACGAUACAAAGCCUGGAAAGAGCAACACAAAAAUGACCCAGCAAGCAAUUUGCCAUCAUAUGAUGUGAUAGAUAACGGAAAAGAAUAUGAUAUUUUCAAUAUUAUAGGUGAUCCCGAAUCGUUUCAGAAAUUUCGUAUGAAGCAGCCUCCUAUUGCUUACUGGUUGGAAACUAAAAAGGGAAGGAAAGCUUGGUUACAGAAAUAUAUGCCUGGUUUACCGCAUGGAAGCAAAUACAGGGUGUAUUUUAACACACCAAAUGGGCCUCUUGAACGAGUUCCUGCAUGGGCUACUUAUGUCAUUCCAGGUAAACAAGCACUGCUUAUUGGUAUUUACACACUUCAUUUUAUCUCCAUAACUGGUUAG